GGGGGGCAGCCGGAGCGCCCUGCCUGUCUCCUCGCUCGUGGGGCAGGCAGCCGGGAGUAGCGGGCAGCCAGGCUCAAGGCAAGCAGCCGGCCCCUCAGCCCCGGCCAGCGGGACGCAGCCAGUACACACCAAAGUGAAAGCCACCCAAAGCAGCAGGAGGAGAGAAGGAGAAGGGAAAACACACACACAAAAAAAGAGGGGAGAAAAGGAAAAAAAGAAGGGUGGGAAAUAGAGGAGGGAAACAAAAAAAAAAAAAAAGGAAGAAAAAAAACAAAAAGAAGAAAAAAAAAAAGGGAAGACAGAAAGGAAAAGGAAAAAAAAAGGAAGAAAGAAAAAAAGAAAAUAGAAGAAAAUAAAAGGAAAGGAAAGCGCUCUCUCGCUUUCCAGAAUAACAAAAUACCUGAUAAAAUAACAUCCUCCAGCUAAAAUCAAGCAGGGACUUGACACACCAAAAAGGCGAAGCGAGGAGGAGAAGCGAGGCAGGGCGCGGGGAAGGCGACGCGGAGCCGCGACCGCUGGCAGGGCAGGCGAGCAGCAUGGCCAGCUCCGGGGCACGGACGGCCGAGCGCUGCCGGCAGCCCCCCGCCUCCCUCCCCAGCCCGUCGCCGCCGCCAGCGCCCACGCCGCAAGAAGUUGAGAGCGGCAGCACCGGCAGCGCCAAGGUGCAGAGGAUGUGCGCGGCGAGGCGGCUGCUGCUGCUGCUGGCUUUCCUGGCCUACGCGCUGGAUUCGGCCGCGGCGUACGGCACGGCGGAGACCCUGUGCGGCGGGGAGCUGGUGGACACGCUGCAGUUCGUCUGCGGGGACCGGGGCUUCUACUUCAGCAGACCGGUGGGUCGAAAUAACCGGCGGAUCAACCGGGGAAUCGUGGAAGAGUGCUGCUUCCGGAGCUGCGACCUGGCUCUGCUGGAAACCUACUGCGCCAAGUCCGUCAAGUCAGAGCGCGACCUCUCCGCCACCUCCUUGGCAGGGCUGCCGGCGCUCAGCAAGGAGAGCUUCCAGAAGCCCUCGCACGCUAAGUACUCCAAGUACGACGUGUGGCAGAAGAAGAGCUCCCAGCGGCUGCAGCGGGAGGUGCCCGGCAUCCUGCGGGCUCGCCAGUACCGGUGGCAGGCGGAGGGGCUGCAAGCGGCGGAGGAAGCCAAGGCUCUGCACCGUCCCCUCAUCUCCCUGCCCAGCCAGCGGCCCCCUGCAGCGAGAGCCUCCCCCGAAACGGCCGGCCCCCAAAAAUGAACCCUGACCAGCCGUCUCGAGUUUUGAUCUCCCGGGGGGAGGGCCGGAGGACUGGCAAAACCCGACUCCCAAACCCCUCCGUCCCCGGGGCCGCCGAGCCGAGAAGCGGGGCGAUGGGGGGGGGAACCCUCACGCCGCUCCGGCCCCAACCAAACAACUGACACAGCAAGAAGGGGACGGCGGCGGCACCGAGCAGCGUCGCUCCCGCGGCAUCGUCCUCUCGGGGUGGUGGUGGGGGGGGUGGUGGGGUGGGGGAGGGUUGUUUCAUUUCCCAGGCCUAUUUCCUUCCCCCGUGCCCCCAGUAUUUCCAAGCCUGUACUUGCAAAGGGACAGUUUGGCACUUGAACUCUUUUUUUUUUGCUGCCGGGCACUGCGUGACAUCCUCAGUGCCAACGCCCGAAGACGAAAGAGCAAGAGGGGGAAAAAAAAAAAGGAUAUGAAGUUAAAAUUUCUUUUUUUAACCUUUUUUUUUUAGUGUUUUUUUUUGUUAUUGUUUGUUUCUUUGUUUUUUCUCAAGAAGGAAGAAGAAGAAUCCAUUCUGUGUCUUUCUUGACAAUAAAGUGAAAAACAAUUUCAUUAAACUGGGGAGAAAUAGUGAGGGAUGAUUUUUCCCCCCCCCUGCCCCCUGCCUCAUUUCCACCCCAAUUUUUUUCUUCCUUCGUGUUUUUGGUUUUGAUUUUUUUUUGGUAGGGUUUUUUUUUGAUGUUUGGUUCUUUUUUUGUUGUUUCCUUCUUGUUUGGUGUUUUUUUUUCCCCCCUGGUGUCUGAGUUUCUUAUUUUUUAUAACUCUUUUUUUGCACCUUUGGAAAGGAAACAAAAAUGUACCUGAGAAAGAAGAUCUGAGGAGCUCCCAUCUGCAUUUUUUUGGUGGUUUUUUUUUUUUUUAUAUAUUUUUAUUUCUUUUAAUUUUUUUGGUGUUUUGUUUUUUUUCUUUUGGUGUGUGUGCUUCAUGACAAGAUUCCAAAUCGACUUGCACCUUUUUGAUGUCAUCGCUGACGUGAGAAAGAGAGGAAGAGGAAAGAGAGAGAGAAAGGGAGAAGAAAAAGGAGAUUGGGGGGGGGGAGGGAGAGAGGGAAAGAAGGAGGGGGAAAAAAUGAAAAAAAAAAAAAGGAAAAAAAAGGAAAAAAGUGAGAAAAAAAAAGGAUAAAAAAGAAGUGAGCUCUGAUGCUCACUUUAAAUGGAGGAGGCGUCUGCAUUGCACAUUUGCCACGGAUUUAGUUGAUUUAUAUAUAUAAUAUAUUAUAUAACUUUUUUUUUUUUUUGGCAAAAAAAAAAGACAAAAGAAAAAAAAAGCACUAUUUUUAUGGGACUUUUUUUUUUGGUGUAGUAUCUGAAGAGGGGUUGUAAUGUUUAAAAUGUGUUAUGGUGCUAAAGUAAGUUGGAAAG
This is a messenger RNA of Pogoniulus pusillus (Red-fronted tinkerbird), 2617 nucleotides long. RefSeq names its product insulin like growth factor 2 (gene IGF2). Gene Ontology annotation, cellular component: extracellular region. Gene Ontology annotation, molecular function: growth factor activity; hormone activity; protein serine/threonine kinase activator activity. The record is from RefSeq and is a predicted model, not a curated record. Lineage: Eukaryota; Metazoa; Chordata; Aves; Piciformes; Lybiidae. Gene Ontology annotation, biological process: positive regulation of vascular endothelial cell proliferation; positive regulation of activated T cell proliferation; regulation of muscle cell differentiation. The transcript is spliced from 4 exons. The coding region runs from base 537 to 1232 and encodes 231 amino acids.